Molecule: messenger RNA, 1050 nt
Organism: Ostreococcus tauri
Lineage: Eukaryota; Viridiplantae; Chlorophyta; Mamiellophyceae; Mamiellales; Bathycoccaceae
Product: Adrenodoxin, iron-sulphur binding site
Exons: 2
Coding region: 1-1050 (349 amino acids)
Biological process (GO): P450-containing electron transport chain
Cellular component (GO): mitochondrion
Molecular function (GO): 2 iron, 2 sulfur cluster binding
Source: RefSeq, a predicted model, not a curated record
AUGGCGCGACGAUGCGUCGUGAUCUCGAUCGCGACCGUGAUCGCGAUCGCGAUCGCCCUCGGCGUCGGCCUGGGCGUCGGCCUGCGCGAUGACGACGAUGGGAAGACGUUCGUGUACGGGAACACGCGCCUCACGGGGAUGAGCGCGAGCGAGUGGAACGCGGACGCGAACGCGGCGCCGAGGUUCCGACGCGGCGUCGCGGCGCUGUCGACGAUGGUGGAGGCAUCGGAUGUGACGGUGACGAGCGUGACGGACGUGGCGCGACGACGAGCGGCGCGACGAUUGCUGGCGAGUAAUUCCAGGGUGGACGUGGCGUUCUCCGUCGCGACGCGCGACGCGACGGCGCGAGCGAGCGUGAAGACGACGUUGGAGGGGACGACGGCGACGGCGUUUAAGGAUGCGCUCAUGGCGGAAGGGCUCGCGGUGAGCGCGGUGACGGUGGUGUCGGUCGCGGUGGACGCGCCCGCGCCGGCGCCGGCGCCCGCGCCGACGCCACCGACGACGACGCCACCGACGACGACGACGCCACCGACGACGACGACGCCACCGCCCGCGCCCGGCGUGCUCACGGGCACGGCGCGGCAAAUGCAUGUCGCCGCGGGCGGUGAGCACGUCCAGAUAUCGUUGCUUCCGCCGCAGGAAUCGUCACUUCGUCGUCCGGCGGCGCGAGUCGACGGGCGCGUGCUCAACACCAUCGCGGUCACCUUCAUCGAUCGCGACGGCGUCACCGUCGACGCGCGGGCGGUGAUCGGGGAGAAUCUCCUCGACGCCGCGCACGCGCGCGGGGUCGAGUUAGAGGGCGCGUGCGAGGGGUCGCUCGCGUGUUCCACCUGUCACGUCGUCUUCGACAGCGAGGACGUCUUCGCGUCGUUACCGGAGGCGUGUGAUGAUGAGAACGACAUGUUAGAUCUCGCGUACGGGUUGACGGCGACGUCGCGAUUGGGGUGUCAGGUGAUCGCGACGCGCGGGGCGAUGGAGGGGUGCGUCGUGCGCGUACCGCGCGCGACGCGGAAUUUCGCGGUGGAUGGAUUUAAACCGAAACCGCAUUAG